CGACUGCAUGUGCAAAUGAGAAUCAUCUCUUGUUGCUGUGUGUUCUUCUUCCAGCCCUGUAUCCUCCUCAACAACAUCCAGCAGCUCAGAGUCCAGCUGGAGAAGAUGUUCGAGUCCAUGGGAGGAAAACAGGAGGAAGGGACUGUGGUCUUCUGCAAGCUGGACGCAGAGGCCAGCGAGCUGCUAAAGGAACUGCAGAAUAAACUCAACACCGUUCUGGACGAGCUCAGCGCCGUCUUCGGCUCCAGCUUUAAGCCGGUGAUCGAGGACUGUGUGAAGCAGAUGAACCAGGAGUUGGUGCAGAUGAAGGGAAACGCAGGAAACAAGAGCAACGCAGCCAUGGAUGCAGAGACUGUGCUGAGACCCCUAAUGGACCUGCUGGACAAGAAUCUCAUGCUCUUCGCUAAGAUCUGUGAGAAGACGGUGCUCAAACGGGUCCUGAAGGAGCUCUGGAAGAUUGUGCUAAACACUAUCGAGCGGCAGAUCGUCCUCCCACCGCUUUCAGACCAGACGCAAGGAGCUCAGAUGAUCUUCAGUGCUGCGAAAGACCUCGGUCAGCUCUCCAAACUCAAGGAGCAUGUGAUCCGGGAAGAAGCGCGGAGUCUCAGUCCUCGUCAGUGUGCCGCUAUGGAUUUAGUGCUUCCUACAAUCAAGCAAUAUUUCCAUGCGGGUGGAAACGGUCUGAAGAAAACCUUCCUGGAAAAGAGCCCUGAUCUCAAGUCCUUGAAAUACGCCCUCAGCCUUUACACUCAACCCACAGAUGCCUUGAUCAAGAAAUAUAUAUGCACCCAAACCUCUCAAGGUCAGUCCACAACUGGAUCCUUCGGUGAAGUGGCCGUUCAGGUGGACCUGAUCUCACACCCUGGAACUGGAGAGCACAAAGUCAGCGUUAAAGUUGUGGGUGUAAAUAACAUCAACUGGCAGACCAACGCCAUGUUUCGGCCCUUCGUGGAGAUCAACGCCAUCGGUCCACAUCUGGCAGACAAGAAACGCAAGUUUAGCACCAAAACCAAGAAUAACAACUGGUCUCCGAAAUACAACGAAACAUUCCAGUAUGUGCUGAGUAAUGAGCACGGCCCCGAGGCCUACGAGCUCCACAUCUCCGUGAAGGACUACUGCUUCGCCCGAGAGGACCGAAUCAUCGGCAUGACAGUCCUGCAGCUCCGAGAACUGGCCGAAAAGGGCAGUCUGGGCGCCUGCUAUCCGCUCAUCAGGAGCAUCAGCAUGGACGAGACCGGCCUGACCAUCAUGAGAAUACUCUCGCAAAGGACCAACGACGAAGUGGCCAAAGAGUUCGUACGUCUCAAAACAGACACGCGGUCGGCCGAGGAAGUGUCGUAAAGAAGAGGAAACGCGGAGGAAAAAAAUAAGCGGAGGGUGCAAGACGGUUGUGUUUGUUUUUGUGCAUGUGUGUAAAACAUCUGUCGGAAUGUUCAUUUUAAAAAUACAAGUACGUACAAAAAAAAGUGUUUACCUACCGUAUGCUCUCUAUCAAAUAUUAUAUUCUACAGAGUUAUGUUCAAGAGACGUUGAAUACAGUUACUUUUUUUUUUUUUUUGUAUGACGAUUAGUCUUUUUGAACAGAUAUAUUGUAUUUGUUCAGAUAAAGUGCCAAACCUGAUGAGUCGAAAAUUAAAAAAAAGAUUAAAAAAACAAAAAACACACAAUAGAUUAAACACAAGCGCGUAUGAGUUAUUGGUGAAGUUGGUAUCUUUCUAAAUUUGCUCGAUUCUUUUGUCCGGUGUAUAUCAUCCUCUCUUCGAGUGUGUAGCGGGUUUUGUUUGUCUUUUCAUUCUCCCACUCUCAGCCGGGCUCCUUGGUGUCGAAAUGUCAUCAAAAAAACGUUAUAAUACACGUCAAAGAAUGAAAA
Molecule: messenger RNA, 1870 nt
Organism: Danio rerio (zebrafish)
Lineage: Eukaryota; Metazoa; Chordata; Actinopteri; Cypriniformes; Danionidae
Source: RefSeq, a predicted model, not a curated record